UUUGUACUUAAAUAUGCAGAUGCCUUCUUGUAACAGUAUUUCUGCUCUGUGGUAUUCCAGCACUUCUAUCUCUUGUAAUUAAAUUAUCAGGGAAGUGUGCACUGACUUACUUCCUGAUUUGAAAUCCAUUGGCGGUCACAUGUGAAGGAUUCUCGCCAUUGGGUUUUGCCAGAGGUUAGAAUGAACUUUGUCUCACUUCCUUUUGAAAAGGAAAGAGUCUACUUGAGCAGCAGCUCAGUGUUUGAGGUAAAUCCUUUUAAAAUAAUAGCGGAGCUGUGACUUUGAGGCGGGUAAUGGUUACAGUUGGAGAGUCAGGCUGUGCGCUUUGGACACGGAGCAGGACUUUGCCGCACAGGGAACCGGUCCAGUGGAGUGGAGGGAAACCAUCCCCAGUUUAUAAUUUGACACUGAUAUCUUCAGGGGUGUUGUCUAAAUAAAGGGAAGUUUCCUUGAACUCGUCGAGCAGGGAGCCAAGCAAGCAUGUAUGAGAACAGAUCAGAUAAUGCUGGAUCUGAACCAGCUGUCAGCAAUACCGACGCCCACGGCAGCAGGGGGUCCGGACAGGGCACCGUUGUGGAGCGGCUCUCCAGAUAUGGCAUGCAGGUCAUGCCCAGUGCUUUCCAGCGUAGGUCGAGGCUGCAGAGGCAGCUGGAAGUCACUGACAGCUCCGCGCCGCUCCAGAGAGAGUCCACGGAGCGAACGUCGCUCACACCCGCUAUGCGUAAAAGGUACCUCAAAGAGCUGCUUUUGGGCAACUCAUCACACAGCGGGUUCAGCAGCGUGCGGUCCUCGCUGAUUUCCACCGUGUCCUCGGAGCAGGACGAAGCCUGGGUUUUGUACCCCAUGGAGCACGCGUGGAUGCUGUCCGCGGUGGAGGGAAACUAUGAAACCAUCCUGGAGUUCAUCUCCGAGGACCCCCAUCUGUUAACCAGGAAGGAUUUCAUCAGCGGGUACUCAGUCCUGCACUGGUUAGCCAAGAGAGGACAGGACGAGAUACUGCUCAAAGUUUUGCGGUACGCAGAAAGUGCGGGGAUCUCCGUGAAUGUAAACAUGCGGGGCAGCGGCGGGCUCACCCCGCUGCACGUCGCCAGCAUGCACCGGCAGUACAUGGUGGUCAAACUGCUGGUCGGAGCUUUCGGUGCCAACAUCGAUGCCAUGGACUACAAUGGGAAAAGAGCCUGGCAGUAUCUAAAGGGAGACGCCCCGCUGGAGAUGAAGGAGCUGCUGGGGACGUGGGACGAUGAGCACAGCUGCGGAUGUGCGCAAAAUGUCAACAACAACAACUGCGCUGGCGCAAUGACCGUGACCGAGCAUGAGGAGGCGGAUGACAGACAGACAGAUGAGGUGGACUCCUUUAAGUGGACUAAGAGGGCCGACGGCUGGAGGUUUAAGUCCUUAAAGAAGCUGCUACCCUCGUUUUCAUUUAAGGGAAACAAAAACUGAGUUAUUGUGACAUAACCUUUGAAAUGUGUUCAUUGUUUCAUAUUUAUGUCAAUAUUUUAGUGGUUCCCAACCUCCUGAACGGUCACUGCUUUUGAGUGCAAGCAAGAAUAUUUCGACUUUUCCAGUUCAUUUCAGAUAUUUUUUAAUCAAGUGUAUUUGUUAGAGCAGUAACACGCCCAAUACCUCAACAUUACUUCUGAUAAACUCUCCUUCCAUGUCAAAUAUUUGAUACUUUCACCUCUUCAGGCCUCAAAUCUGCUCAUACCUCAUGUCCACACAGUCCACUUGUGAUGUGGGUCACCAAGUAAACUUGUAAAGGGUCUAAACCCAAAAGGUUGGGAGCCACUUGUCCAAAAAUUUCAUGGAGACCUAGAAAGUGAUUUUUUUUUAAAAGAAAGAAAAAAAAAGUUCUGGCACUGGAGUAAAUUCUUUACUGAACCUCACUUUAAUAAAAACGCUCACUGUA
This is a messenger RNA of Larimichthys crocea (large yellow croaker), 1909 nucleotides long. RefSeq names its product sosondowah ankyrin repeat domain family d (gene sowahd). Bases 481 to 1443 code for a protein of 320 amino acids. The record is from RefSeq and is a predicted model, not a curated record. NCBI's taxonomy places the organism in Eukaryota, Metazoa, Chordata, Actinopteri, Sciaenidae. Gene Ontology annotation, molecular function: protein binding. The transcript is spliced from 2 exons.